GAGGGAUGCAGGAAGGUUUAAGCCGGGCUCUUGGCAGUGUUGUCUUCUCUGAGGAGUCCUCACAAGAUCCUACUGGACAACUGGGAGGUUUCUCUCCGCAGUUGACUAAGAAGACAGGCCCUUCUCUGUUGCAAGUGGCAGAUGAAAUCAAACACUAUAACCACAGAGCAGUCAUAAAGCAGGUAUGUUUACUCAGCGCUGCACACCUAUGCUGGAUGCAGGGGCGCCUUCCCUCCCAGCCUGCAUACCGGAGGUCAAGAAAGGCACAUGCUUAAAGAACAAGCUGCUUACAUAUGCAUUGGAUGUCCAAGAAAAGGUUGUUUUGUUACAAUGAGUCCCCAGAAUGAUUGACAUUUUUCCCCGCCCUGAGUCUCAGUUCAUUUACAUAUGCGUGGCAUUUCUCCCUGGUCAUCUGGUGGUCUUUCUGAUGAAGGCUGUCAUCUUCCUGGCUGUGCACUCUUUUGACCUGGGUCAAGUUGGAGGACACUUGACUGGCUCUGGCUGGUCCUCCUAUCAGCAUCAACUCUGUCCACCAAUCCGCUGCUUCGUUGUUAAUUUGUGGUUUACUGCCCAGUCUGCUGGCUUGCAUUCCAGAGAUGGGAUAGCUAACAAUGUUAUUUGGAGAAACGGAGACUUGCUGUCCAUACUAACUCUCUAGGUCUGUAGAAAAGCAUCUGUUAUCGGCAGCGAAAACCUGGCUUAGAAAGGUCAGAACUGUAGCUGUCAAUUCAGCACCUCAUGAAGGCAUAUGACUUUUAACCUAGCGUAUUUUCCUCAUUUCACAAGGAACUCCAUGCCAUUCCUCCAACAAAUCUGUUUUAACACUCUGGUAAUCAAUCCAGACAUCUUUCCAGCCAGAACAUUUUGGCCCCAACUGCUCAGUCACAUUCCAUCUCAUGCCCACACACCUGUUCUCUCAAAUGCGUGUCCAAAAUCAAGGUGCAGAAAACCUUGAUCCCAACACUGUCCCAGUAAUCAGACAGUAAUUUACCACCUCUAUUCUCCUCCUUACUUUUCAGACCCAGCCUCCAGUCAGGACAGAGAAGAACACUCCUGGUGUUCCCAAUUCCUUUAGUGUCUUUCCAUGGGAUGCAAAGUCCCUUUCUGAUGUUCUGCCAUUUCCUUGUGGCAGCCUCCCAUGACCCUACUUGAAUGACAACAAGCGGAUGGUGGUCUUCUUGUUUGAUCAGAUGUGGUGGAGUCAUUAAUGUCUCUGACAUGUGCUCCUGGAAGACAGCAAAGCUCUCUGGAGAGGUUGUCUGGGCAGCAGAUGGGGGCCGCAGUUCCUCCCAGCAUGGAGUCUCCAGUCACUAAGACAAUGCCGGGCAAUGGCGCCUGGCAGCCGCUCCCUGGCAGGGGCUCUCCCUCACCCGCUGAGGUGAUUCCCUGCGUCAGCAUGGAACUGGAACCCCAGAGCCGAUUGCAUCACAAAAACAUGCUGCGUUUUGUGAUCUGCAAGGUUGCCCUGCAUGCUGCCUGGUCCCCAGCCCGGGGCGCGUCAUUCUCUGUGAGGUGACACUGCGGUGUGAUGUCACAGUGGUACCUCAUACACCCUUGUGGCAGCGGUGGGAGGGGUGGCUCAGUCCGCUUGUGGGACCCGCAGGAAGUGAACCCAGAGAGAGCGUUGUGUCUGUCUGGACAUAUCCUGCUGUGAUGGAGCGUCUGAGAGCCCUUCGAGGUCUCUUUGCUUGUGUGGGCUGCAUGCCCAGGCGUACGCGUCGCAGGGAGAGAAGCAGGGUGUCAAGCCCUGUCCCUACCUGCGCCGUGACUUUGCUGCUGCAGUGCCUGCAAGAUCGGGAGGGUGACCGAGCGCAGGCGUACUGUGAGCUGGAGAGCGCCCUGUGGGAAGAUGACAGCCGCCUGCCGUGCGGAGUGGUGAACCGGCUGCUGGCAGAGGUGUCCCAGGACCUGACGGCAGCCCAGGGCGUGACAGCUGAUGUGAGGACAGCUGCCAGCAAUGUCCUGGUAGUUCUGGCUCGGAUGCACUUCACCCUGGUUAUGGCCGAGCUCCAGAGCCACCUGAAGGCCGUGGGGGAGAUGUCCAAGGAGUUUGUGCUCAUCACCCUGAGCAAACUCUUCAGCACUUAUGCUCCACAAUGCAUCCCCUUUGUGUGGCUGACGCUGGCCGGCCUGCGCAGUGUGGUGGGCCAGGUGAGGAGCGGCCGGAUCCUGCGCAUCGCUUGUGCUGUUGUGAAGCAAUGGUUGGACGGAGUCAAAGUUCACCUAUCCUCUGGAAAGCAAUGCACCUGGCCUGCCACAAAGAAAGAGCAAAUCUAUGAAAAUCUUCAUGAGCUGCUCUUCUCUGUGGUGAAGAACUGGCAGGACUGCCAGGAGGAAGAGGACAAACAGGCCGUCGUCGGGGCUGUGUCUGCCAUGUUGGCUGUCCUUCUGCAAGAGGAGCUGCACCGAGAGCACAUCUGGGAGCAGCUCCUCUGGCUCGUGCACCCGUGUCAGGAGGUGCAAGACACCUGCAGGAUGGCCAAGAGCCUCACUCUCUUCCUGGAGGCCUUAGAGCAUGUUGAGUCCGCCAUCCCAAAGGACAAGUUUCUGGACAUCACCAGUGCCGUGUUCUACCAGCUCUAUGAUGACACAAAACAGCACAGCGAGACUGAUUGUGCAGAGCUGACCCACUGCAUCAUGCUGCAGGUCCAAAUCUGCCCAGAGGAAAUGAUCCUGUUUCUGCAGUCGCAGCUGGGCGAUGACUGGGAGGCUGGAUGUGUGGCUGCCCUGGGUCUGCUCGGUGCUCUGGCUCGCUCUAAUGAGCCCACGAUGAUGACAGAGAAGCUGCCCCAGGUUGUGGAGGCUGUGCAGCAUUUGUACAGUGACACCAGGACCAGGGUGAGGAAGGCCAUUCUGCAUUUCAUUAAUGAUCUGCUCAGUGCUAACGCCUGGAACUGCUCAGCCUGGGAUGUGAUGGGGCACAUCUUCAGUGAGUUCAGCCGCACCACGGGAAGAAGGGUAGCUGGCGACCUUUCUGCCCAGGAAGCCCAGGAAGAAGGAGCUCUCCAGGAGCUGUGUAUGGACAUCCUGGGGUCACUGGACAUCUCUGUGAGAGGGAUGUCCAAACUCCUGUGGCCGCGGCUGCUGUUGUUCGUGGUGCCAGCCCAGUACACCGGCAUGCUGAUCCCGGUCUCUCGCUGUGUCCAAGCCCUGGCUGAGAGAGAGGAUCUGACAGAACGGCGGAUAGAAGAUCUGGAUCCCCAUUUUGUCAGCUCCAUGUUUCAAGGCCUACUGCUGACUCCCCAGACACUGCUGGUGCGCCUAUUGGUGGUGUCAGGGAGCCCUGUUGCAGGCAGCGAACUCCAAGCAGCUGCCUUACUGCUGAUGCAAAACCUGCACAGCAGGUUCCACAGAGCUGUGGGGGCCAUGUGGGCUACUGAGAUCCCCCUGCUGCUGCAGUGCCUCGAAGGGAAAGAGGAGAGUUUCCCGGACUCUGCAGAGUUUGAGCGCCGUCUGCUAAAGUUCCUGAGGGCAUCACUGGACACCAUAGAAGAUGAGGCCUGGAUCGAGGCCCUGAGCUGUGAGCUGAGCCGGUGGUUGAGCAGCUCUGCCUGCAGCUCUGGAGAAAAGUCUUUUCUGUACAAGGCUCUGGGGACAGUGCUGGGAGCCUGUAAGAGAGUCCUCCACGUCCAGCAGAAGCUGCUGCAGCACCUGGAGGAAGUAAAUGCAGAGGACCCAUCUGAAGCCCAGGGAAUCAUCUCUCUUCUCAGCCAUGCUGCUGAGAGCAACUUCCAAACAGUCCUGGCCACACUCACUAUCUUUGCGUCCAGGCUGUGCAAAAGCCGCAAUGGGAAGAUUUCUAGGCGCAAGAAGAUGGAGCUGGAGAGCACGAGAGCUCAUGCUACACGCAGCGCUCUCAUGCUUGCCCACGGCAGCUUGGCACUGCGUGCCUCCAAGGAACAGCUGCUCGCCCACCUGGAGGGAGACAUCGUGGGCAACAUCCUGAUGCUCUACAGCUGCAGCUGCCGGGACUUGCAGAACAACCUCGCGCUGGUGCAGAGCAUCACCGACUUCAGCUCUGCCUUCCAAGCUGUGGGUGACUCAGCCUGCUUUAACGCCUCCUUGAAGGGCAAGCUGCUGGAGAUCCUGAUGGACCUGCUGAAGAAGUAUUACUUGGGCAUCACUGUCUCCCCGGUACCCCUCAAGGUGGUUCUGGCCCUGGAGCAGUUGAGCAAGCUGAAGCCCUCUUUUGAAAGCAAGGACAUGCAAGAAAUGUUGGUUCUGUGCUGCAAGAACAUUGUGACACAUCCUUCUGCAGAGAUGAUGCUGAAGAUCAAGAAGUCACAACAAGCAGCGCAGUACCUGCAGCUUCAGCAAACAUCACUGAAAGCUCUGGGCCGGCUCAUGGCGGUCCUGCUGAAGACAGAGCCCACUGGCAGCUUCUUUCAGAACAUAGUCCAUGUCCUGCAGAGAUCGCUGACAUCAGACAACGUGUGGGAGCGCAAGAGGGCCCUGCAGUCCUGCUCCCAGCUGUUGGCUGUUUGCGAAGAGCUUCAAAGAGGAGAUGCCUGCGAGCACUUUGGCUCCUUGGUGGGAUUGCUGGCACCUCUGACGUGCGACCCCAUGCCUGCAUCCCGCCAGCUGGCUGUCACCUGUCUGGGGUCCCUCCUCCGAAUCCAGGCCAAAGCAGCCAGCAGAGUCAUCGAGAUGGGUGACAUCAGGAGCCUGUGUGAGGGGCUGCGUGCCUGCAGUGUUGUCUCUCAGCUCCAGAUCUCGUCCAAAAUGGCAAGAAUUGUGUGCAGAAACUUCCCCCUAGAACGCACUGUCGAUUUCAUGUUGGCCAUCAAGGAAACCAUCCAGAAAGCCACAGGAGUGCGCGUGCGUGCUGCUGGGAAGUGGAUGACCACCUUUCUGCAGAUGUACGGGAAGGACAUCUGUUGGAACGUGCCACCGAUCCUCUACAUCCUGCGCAGCUGCACCUCGUCCCCGCAGCAGAGCACAUUUGUGCCCUUCCUGUGCCAGGCGGUGGCCAUCCUCACCCGCUGUCACAAGGAGUUCAUGAUUGAAAACUUCUCCCGGCUACUUGGGCCCACAGACAGUGAGACAUGGAGGAGAAUAAGAGAGUUUUGUCUUCAACGGUGGAGCCGAUGAAGUGGAGUGAAGUGAAGUGAAGUGAGGAAAGAGGAGAGAAGAGGACAGAAGAGAAGAGAAGAGGAGAGAGAAUUGGA
Molecule: messenger RNA, 5168 nt
Organism: Meleagris gallopavo (turkey)
Lineage: Eukaryota; Metazoa; Chordata; Aves; Galliformes; Phasianidae
Source: RefSeq, a predicted model, not a curated record